Molecule: messenger RNA, 2155 nt
Organism: Camelina sativa (false flax)
Lineage: Eukaryota; Viridiplantae; Streptophyta; Magnoliopsida; Brassicales; Brassicaceae
Source: RefSeq, a predicted model, not a curated record
AUUGGAGAGAUUUCCGAGUCGACGUCAAAACCCUCUUUGUAGGCGAAGCAUCUGGACCGGUAAGAGACUCUCUCAUUGAUAAUAACCACAUAAUUAAAUCAAAACUUUUCCUCUCUCUCUCUUCUCUAAGAUCUCUUGCGUUGCUCUUUAUCUGCUUGAUCUUCCUAUAUAUGGAGACGCACUAAAAGGGUACUUACUAUACGAUACUGUACGGAACCAUCAAACAGGUUUUGAUUCUAUAUCCAAACGACGUACCUUUUUAUCUUAUCCGGCACCAAGUUACCUUUCCUAGGGUUUCGGAGAAUCCAAUCAACAACGAAGUAAAAAUUUAUCAUCGUUACCUUAGUCGAUAUCAUAAAGACUUAGAUGUUCCGGUUCCCAGUGAGUCUAGGUGGUUCACGUGACGAAGCCCGUCACGAUCAGAUCACACCGUUGGAUGAGCAUCGUGUGGUGGUUGAUGAGGUUGACUUCUUCUCGGAGAAGAGAGAUAGGGUUUCACGUGAAAACAUCAACGACGACGAAGACGAAGAAACCAAUAAGGUUCACGUCAAAAUGGAGAAUUCACGAGUUGAAGGGAACGAUCGUUCCAGAGAUGUUAAUAUCGGGCUGAAUCUUCUGACGGCGAAUACGGGAAGCGAUGAAUCAACGGUGGAUGAUGGACUAUCAAUGGACAUGGAAGAUAAACGUGCAAAGAUUGAGAACGCACAACUACAAGAGGAGCUGAAGAAGAUGAAGAUAGAGAAUCACAGGCUAAGAGAUAUGUUGAGCCAAGCGACGAACAACUUCAAUUCCUUACAAAUGCAACUUGUUGCCGUCAUGAGGCAACAAGAACAACGUAACUCCUCCCAAGAGCAUCUCCUGGCUACGGAGGGAAAAGCAGAAGGAAGGAAACGGCAGGAACUGCACACCAUGGUGCCAAGGCAGUUCAUGGACCUCGGGCCGUCUUCUGGUGCGACGGAGCAUGAGGCUGAAGUGUCAUCUGAAGAGAGGACAAUGAUUCAUUCGGGUUCUCCUCCUUCGCUUCUAGAAAGCUCCAAUCUCCGAGAGAAUGGAAAGAGGUUGCUUGGCAGAGAAGAAAGCCCAGAGGAAUCCGAGUCUAACGCCUGGGGAAACCCUAACAAAGUCCCCAAACAUAACUCAUCCUCUAGCAACAACAAUAACAACGGAAAUGGAAACGUUAUUGAUCAGUCGGCCGCAGAAGCCACCAUGCGAAAAGCCCGUGUCUCAGUUCGCGCCAGAUCUGAAGCUCCGAUGAUAAGCGAUGGAUGUCAAUGGAGAAAGUAUGGACAAAAAAUGGCGAAAGGAAACCCGUGUCCGCGAGCUUAUUAUCGCUGCACAAUGGCCGGUGCCUGUCCUGUUCGUAAGCAAGUGCAACGAUGCGCAGAGGACAGAUCUAUUCUCAUAACCACCUAUGAAGGAAACCACAACCAUCCACUCCCACCAGCCGCAAUGGCCAUGGCCUCAACAACCACCGCAGCGGCAAGCAUGCUUCUUUCAGGCUCAAUGUCGAGCCAAGACGGUUUAAUGAACCCAACAAACCUCCUAGCUCGAGCCAUCUUACCUUGCUCCUCAAGCAUGGCUACAAUCUCAGCCUCCGCACCAUUCCCAACCAUCACAUUGGACCUCACCAAUUCACCAAACGGUAACAACCCCAAUAUGACCACUAAUAACCCGUUGAUGCAGUUCGCUCAACGGCCCGGUUUCAACCCGGCAGUUUUGCCUCAAGUGGUCGGUCAAGCUUUGUACUAUAACCAACAACAGUCCAAGUUUUCAGGUUUACAGUUACCGGCUCAGCCGCUGCAGAUCCCGGCCACUUCCUCGGUGUCCGAGAGCGUUAGUGCCGCCAGUGCAGCGAUUGCCUCUGAUCCAAACUUUGCAGCGGCUCUAGCAGCAGCAAUUACGUCCAUUAUGAACGGUUCCAGUCAUCAGAACAAUAACACCAAUAAUAAUAAUAAUGUGGCUACGAGCAACGGUGACAAUAGGCAAUAAGAGUUGCAUUUUGAUUAUCAAGUUUAUUUUUUCGUACUUUGUUUAGAGCUUUGGAUGUGUAAUUAUACUUUUUUUGUUUUUUUAGCUUUUUGUCGUGAACAACAACGGUCUUAAGAACAUGUUUUUUUUUCUCUGUUCUUCAUGUAAGAUUAAAUUUGAAAUUAAA